ACUAAUUUUGGUUUCAAAAUGUCAAAGUUUAGUAAGCGAAAAAUAUCUCCAGCUUUCAAAAUUUUCAAAACCGUUUUGUAAUUUCGUAAAAGAAUUGUGUAAAACUGGUUAGAUUCCAGCUUCUUUUUGCCUCUGAUCCUUCAGCCAUUUGGUUUCAAAAUUUCUCUGUUAUUUCGAGGUCAGGAUCUAGGAUCUCCAGCAUGUCCAGAGUGAACAAUACUUGGCGGCGAAUAGUUCGCCUCUUUAGACGUAACUAUAACUCCAUAGGACACGCUGCAUUAACCAUUAUCCUGCUGGUAUUCGUUUUUGAUCAGGCCUAUGUACGGCACGGAUGCGAUCUGCUCUGGUGGCGCAACUUGGUACUGCAGGAGGAGAUCAGCGCCAUGUCCAUUAUGUUAAAUAUUGCCGCAGUCAAAAUGACCAUCAUUUCGGGGCUCACCCUGUUCAGCUACUUCCGGCCGGCGGCCAAUAAUCGGCGGAGCCAGCGGCCCAAGACGGAGGACAUGCCCAUUUCUUAUGUGCGUCGUCGCUACUGCCGCUUCAUCGUGAUGCGCCUUGUGGCAUCCGUGGAAGCCCUGGGCAACAGUACGGAGGAGGAAUAUAUAUACCGGCACAUGGCCUUCUGCGAUGCGGUGGAAGUGUUCCGCUGGGAUGCCCGCAAGCUGUUCGAACGCAACGACCUGCAGCUCAGCCUGCCCCUGCACCAGGUCCUCGUGGUCGAAGAUGCUGUCGAGGAGGCCCUUCUCCAGGACGGCUAUGCCGAGAAGUUGAAACAUCUCCGCGAGCUGGACAUAUAUCGCAUGGUUUACGAUACCGUAUUUUGAGGAAAGAGCUAGAAGCAAGGAGUGAGACGAAAGCCACGUGGCGAAAACUUUUUAAUUGGCUCUCGGAGGCGAGAGCGGUGGCGAGGCUGGCGGUGGUGGUGGCUUAUGUUAAUUUUUGCACCACCGCCGCCAAACAUGUUAAUUUCCAGGCAUGUGGUGUGUGCCAUGUGAAAGUGAGUCCCCGAGGUGGCAGCCAAAGUGCCUUAAUCAGAUGGAAUUUGUAUAUAUGGAGCGAGAAUGGCGGGCCUGAUGACGUGUGGGUGGAAGCGCUAAUCAUUUUUCGAAGCGAGAGAUGACGAGCCGUUUUUAAAAUAUUAAUAAAAUAUCAUACAAAGG
Molecule: messenger RNA, 1160 nt
Organism: Drosophila bipectinata
Lineage: Eukaryota; Metazoa; Arthropoda; Insecta; Diptera; Drosophilidae
Source: RefSeq, a predicted model, not a curated record